AAGAGGGAAGACAAAAUGCCUAUCAAAGGCUUCGGCUCACUGAAGGAAAGGUUUUUUACCCCAGGAAAGGAAGAGGUGAAGAACACCAUUAGUGACUCGCUGGGGAAUCUGAGAAGGAAAAUCGAUGGCACCCACACAGAGGAGGACCACAUUGAGCUGACAGAAGAGGGGCAGCCAGUGCAGGCGAGCCCCCGCGGGCUGGCACCCUGCGACUGCUCCUGCUGCGGGCUGCCCAAGCGCUACAUCAUUGCCAUCAUGAGCGGCCUGGGCUUCUGCAUCUCCUUUGGCAUCAGGUGCAACCUGGGCGUUGCCAUUGUGGAAAUGGUGAACAAUAACACUGUGUAUGUGAAUGGAAAGCCAGAGCUGCAGAAAGCCCAAUUCAACUGGGACCCAGAGACAGUGGGACUCAUUCAUGGGUCCUUUUUUUGGGGUUACAUUGUGACACAGAUUCCAGGAGGGUUCAUCUCAAACAAAUUGGCUGCUAACAGGGUAUUUGGAGCAGCUAUCUUUCUAACAUCCACACUGAACAUGUUCAUCCCUUCUGCUGCAAGAGUGCAUUAUGGCUGUGUGAUGUUUGUAAGGAUCCUGCAAGGUCUGGUGGAGGGUGUCACCUACCCAGCCUGCCAUGGAAUGUGGAGUAAGUGGGCUCCUCCCUUGGAGAGAAGCAGGUUGGCCACCACGUCCUUCUGUGGGUCCUAUGCUGGUGCAGUGGUUGCCAUGCCACUGGCAGGUGUGUUGGUCCAGUAUAUAGGAUGGUCCUCAGUCUUCUAUAUUUAUGGAAUGUUUGGGAUUGUUUGGUACAUGUUCUGGUUGCUCAACGCCUAUGAGAGCCCUGCUGCACAUCCAACAAUAACCAGUGAAGAAAAGACAUAUAUAGAAAUGAGUAUUGGAGAAGGAGCCAGCCUAGCCAGUGCAAGUAAAUUUAGUACUCCUUGGAAGAGGUUUUUCACUUCAAUGCCAGUUUAUGCAAUUAUUGUGGCAAACUUCUGCAGAAGCUGGACCUUCUAUUUGCUCCUUAUAAGCCAGCCUGCUUACUUUGAAGAAGUCUUUGGGUUUGCAAUAAGCAAGGUUGGCCUUUUGUCAGCAGUUCCUCACAUGGUCAUGACAAUCAUAGUCCCCAUCGGAGGGCAGCUGGCUGACUUCUUACGGAGCAGGAAGAUUUUAACCACUACCACUGUAAGGAAGCUCAUGAAUUGUGGAGGCUUUGGGAUGGAAGCAACCUUGCUUUUGGUGGUUGGCUACUCUCAUACAAAAGGUGUGGCUAUUUCCUUUCUGGUGUUAGCAGUAGGCUUCAGUGGCUUUGCAAUUUCAGGAUUCAAUGUGAAUCACUUGGACAUAGCCCCACGUUAUGCCAGCAUCCUGAUGGGGAUCUCCAAUGGCGUGGGGACGCUGUCGGGCAUGGUGUGCCCGCUCAUCGUUGGUGCAAUGACCAAACACAAGACCCGAGAGGAAUGGCAAAACGUCUUUCUGAUCGCGGCGCUGGUGCACUACAGUGGAGUGAUAUUCUAUGCUAUCUUUGCUUCUGGGGAGAAGCAGGAAUGGGCUGACCCUGAGAACCUCAGUGAAGAGAAGUGUGGCAUCAUCGACCAGGAUGAGCUAGCUGAAGAGACGGAGAUGAACAGCGAAUCUUUCGUAAGCCCAAGGAAAUCGUACGGUGCUACCAGUCAGAACUGUGAAGUCCAGAGAAGGGAAUGGAGAAAGCAAAAGCAAGCAGCCCAAGACAUGGAAGAGCAGACUUCUUACCACCAUGAAAAUGGACAUUUUCAAGAUUUGUCAUAAUACUUGAACUUGUAAAGUUUGUAUAGCAGCUACUCCCAUCCCUCCUAGCUGCCCCAAGUCAUCUGCUAUCCCUAUUUAUUGUCUUAUUCAAUCUGACCGUGUGGCUAGGUAUCAAGAGGUGGUAGUUGCCUUGUAACAGAAUGGAAGGAGGCUAACAAGCUAGGAGAAGUGAUAUGAAAUCCUUGCUCAGCCAUCAUACCUUCUUGAAAGUAGCUCCUGCACCCUCUAGAAGACGAGCCCUAGUAAGGCUCCUGCCUGGUUCAAGCCUCUGACUGUGUAGGAGCAAGAAGUCCUCUCAUCUUCUUGCUUGAACAGAGAAAGGAGAAGAUUGGACGAGACAGCUUGUCCACAGUGAUUAGAGAUAAUUCCUGGGCCUCCACUGGCAUGAAAAUCUGCCUUGGGUGGCAUUGCUUUGCAUGUUUAGCAUUCCUGUAGGUGGGCAUUUGAGCUGCUUUGACCUGUGUCAAACUGCAAGCUCAUGCUGAAAGGAAAGAAGAGUUUUGUGGCAGCAGGCUGCACCUCAUUGCUAAUGGUCACCACCAAACCAGGCAAAGGAACGUGUAGCAGAGGUGGCACAGCAUUGCUUUGCCAGUUCUUCCAAACUGAGUGCUGUCUGCUUCACAGGCAUAGCCCACAGAGUGGCUAAGGCAAUGAAAUGGAUACUUGUGAGAGUUAGCCCCUUCCAAAGAUUUUCUGCUGGCAUGAAAUAACUUUGAAUGCAAAAUCCUCAUUAGUGGUGCAAUACUGUCAAUUCUUCUGCAAGGAAACCUUGGUCCUGUUGGGAUUAGGUUUCUCACUGGAGUCAUUAGUGUGAAGUAACUUAAAUCUAUUUUUCUAGUACUGUACUGGUAGAGUUCCUGGCCUCAGCCCCAACAGUCCUCACUUAGGUGAAUGAGCUUACUCACACAAGCAAAGCCUUUAGUUCUGGAUCUGUAACUCCUCCACGCCUCAGUCUUGCUGGCACUACAAAGGAAGUACUGCCUAAGCUGAGAGUUAACAGAGUAGCUGUGUCUGACAGUAACCUCCCUUUGCCAGUAGUGUCUGUUUGGCAGUGUAAAGUGGCUGUAGCCUUUUUCUACCGAUUUUAGACCCAGUGGAGCAUGCUGCAACAGCUCAAGCGCUUAGCUGCAACUCAGAGACUCAUUGUGGCAGUAGUAUCCUUCUCAUGAUGGACAAUUUCAGUCAGCUGUGAUUUAAUUUGCCUUUCAUUAUGAUUG
Messenger RNA from Pogoniulus pusillus (Red-fronted tinkerbird), 2996 nucleotides. RefSeq names its product solute carrier family 17 member 8 (gene SLC17A8). Gene Ontology annotation, biological process: neurotransmitter loading into synaptic vesicle; transmembrane transport; monoatomic anion transport. The transcript has 12 exons. Gene Ontology annotation, cellular component: synaptic vesicle membrane; excitatory synapse. The record is from RefSeq and is a predicted model, not a curated record. Gene Ontology annotation, molecular function: L-glutamate transmembrane transporter activity; neurotransmitter transmembrane transporter activity. Lineage: Eukaryota; Metazoa; Chordata; Aves; Piciformes; Lybiidae. Bases 16 to 1779 code for a protein of 587 amino acids.